UUGCGCGUGCGUCAAUUUGCUAGUCGUUCUUCUUGACACGCAAAAUUCACCCCGCUCUGGUUUGCUUUAGUGAAUCUUACUUUUUCAGAAUGCAGCAAGGCUACAAUCCAAGGCCAUCUUAUGGCGCUCCACCACAGAAGAGGUUCAGGAACGCUAAUGGAGGGGCUAACAACAGGAGAAAGCAGCCUAACUUCUCUGCUGACAUAGUGUUCACCACCAAGGCGGGAAAUGUGCAGACCAUCCCGUCCUUGACCAAACAGUUGAAGGCCAUGACUGGUGAGACUGUCAUUGGUCUUCAGUAUGUGUGGGAGUACCGCAGUCCCAGUAAGUCAGUCCCGCCGCAUUACCAGUGUAAACUCUGCAAAGUGAGCCGUCUGCAGACUGACAUGCUGGCUCACAUCAAGGGCUGGAAGCACUCCUUCAGAUACAUGAAGCAAAAUCAUUCUGCCAAGAUUCCCUUUGAGGAAGAUGCUGCCACAAAGGACCAUGACGUGAGGAAGAAGGUGAAAAAAGCAGCAGCAGAGCUGGAGAAGGCAGAGGGCAGGGGACAGCUGAAGGUGAUUCUGAAGGAGCCCAGUGAGGUCCAAGCGUUUGCAGGACUGCGUUCAGCAAUCCCCAACAUGGGGCCACCAGGAGGGAUGGGAGGGCCAGGAGGGAUGGGAGCUAGAGGACCAAAACCAGGUGGCAGGUUUGCAGAGCCUCUCUUCCCAGGGGAGUUCCCUCUCCAAGGCGGCCUCCUCAACUACCCCAUGGGUGGUAUGGGGGGCUACUCUGACCCCCUGUCUCGCUCCACUCCCUCUACGGCCUUCCAGAAAAGGGACAUGAGCUUCCGAGGCUACCCUGACAAUACGGGGGGGCUGGGGGGUUCAGCCGAUGGCUUUGGGCUGGGAAGGGACGGAGGCUUUGGCCAGGAGGGGCUGUUGGGGGAGAGUCCGGGAAGCUGCUACCCUGAUGAGUUCAGAGGGGGACAGAUGGGAAGUGGAUCAGGCCAAGGGUUGAUGGGAGCUGUACCUGAAACCAGCAGCCUUCCAUCCACGCUACUCAAAUACCUGGACAAUUUCCGGAUCGAGAACGAGGGUGAUGCUCAGAUCGUGCUGAAGGUGACACAGAAGCUGACGGAUGUCCUAAUGGACUACAGACUUAGGAGUGUUUCCUCGCAGGGUCCUAGUAUGAAGAGCGGUUUGUCGCUGGGCUCCAUGAGCUACUCUGAUUCUCCCAGAAUGUCUAGCGGUAGUGACCGCUUCUCAGGUGGCUUCUCUGGGAACCUCUCCGGCCCUUCCAGAUACUCUGAUGGUCCAUCCAGGUACUACAACUAACUGAUCCAUCCCCACAUGACACAUCCACCUUCCUGGGGUAACCCAUCCUCCGCCUCACCCCCAAGAUAUACCCCGAGUCCAUGGGGGUCUGCAGCUGUCUGUCUAGCCACUGAAGAGGAUUUUUAUUUUAUAUAGUUAUAAUUUUCCUUCAAAGCAGAAACUGAUACAAUUGUGUACUUAUUAGUGCAGACUUUGUUUCUACAACUUCUUUUGACAUUAAUAGGUUGGACCAAAGUUUGACUUUUAGAUUUAUUAACCAUUGUCUGUAUUCAUGUGAAUUUGGCAUAUAUUUUACUGGGGUUUCUUGGAUGAAUCUUGUCUAGAAAUUAAGUGUUUGAUAGAAAACAAGUAAUGUUUAGGGAAACAGAUGUUUGGUGGUAAAAUGGGAUACUGAUCUACUGACUGCUGUUUUGUUUGAGUUGGGCUUGUCAUCGCUGUUUUUCUCCACACCUGCGACCAGCCACCCUGACAGCUGAUGAAACCGUGGAGUAUUUCUGUCUGUAUUAAAGCCAGAACGGCUGGGCCUGAACGGAAUCCCAGGAUGUAUGGUGCAUUUGGAAAGUAUUCAGACCCUGACUCUUUCCACAUUUUCUUACGUUACAGCUGUAUUUUAAAAUGUAUUAAUCUACACACACACACACACUACCCAAUAAGUAAAAACAGGUUUUUAGAAAUGUUUGCAAAUGAAUUAAACUGAAAUAUAUUUGCAUAAGUAUUCAGACCCUUUACUUAGUACUUUGUUGAAGCACCAUUGCCAGCAAUUACAGCCUCAAGUUGUCUUCAGUAAGAUGCUACAAGCUGUAUUUGGGGAGUUCCUCUUCUCUUCAGAUCCUUUCAAGCUCAGUCAAAUUGGAUGGGGAGCAUCACUGCAUAGCUAUUUUCAGGUCUCCCCAGAGAUGUUUGAUUGGCAGGGUCACUCCAGGACAUUUGAGACUUGUUCUGAAGCCACUCCUGGGUUGUGACACUUGGCAUUCAGGCCAAAGAGUUCAAUCUUGAUUCCAACAGACCAGAGAAUCUUGUUCCUCAUGGUCUGAGUCCUUUAGAUGCAUUUUAGCAAACUCCAAGCGGGCUGUCUUGUGUUUUCACUGAGUGGCUUCCUUCUGGCCUCUACCCUAAAGGCCUGAUUGGUGGAGUGCUGCUAAGAUGGUUCUCCACAGAAGAACUCUGUCAAAGUGACCAUCGGGUUCUUGGUCACCUCCCUGACCAAGGCCCUUCUCCCCCGACUACAGCCAGCUCUAGGAAGUCUUGGUGGUUCCAAACUUCUUGCUCUGACAUGCACUGUCAACUGUGGGACAUAUAGACUGGUAUGCCUUUCCAAAUCAUGUCUAAUCAAUUUAAAUUGACCACAGGUGGACUCCAAACAAGUUGCAGAAACAUCAAGGAUGCUCAAUUGAGUCUCAUAGCAAAGGGUCUGAAUAUGGUAUGUUUUUUUGUUGUAAUUUGCAAACAUUUAAAAAAAAUUAAAAAAAACUUUUUGCUUUGUCCAUAUGGGUUGUGUGUAGUUUGAGGGGCAAAAUGUAUUUAAUCCAUUUUAGAGUACUUUCCAAAUGCACAGUAUGGAGGAUGUUGCUUCGCUGUAAAACUGGAACUGCAUCACCCAGGGGAUUCCAUGAGUUGUAUUUUAUCUGAUCCAACAAAAUAGGGAACUGAAAAUAAACUCUGGUGUCAUCUA
Messenger RNA from Oncorhynchus nerka (sockeye salmon), 2988 nucleotides. RefSeq lists its product as uncharacterized. Gene Ontology annotation, molecular function: single-stranded RNA binding; double-stranded RNA binding. Gene Ontology annotation, cellular component: precatalytic spliceosome. Lineage: Eukaryota; Metazoa; Chordata; Actinopteri; Salmoniformes; Salmonidae. Bases 90 to 1316 code for a protein of 408 amino acids. The transcript is spliced from 12 exons. The record is from RefSeq and is a predicted model, not a curated record.